This is a messenger RNA of Cricetulus griseus (Chinese hamster), 3114 nucleotides long. Lineage: Eukaryota; Metazoa; Chordata; Mammalia; Rodentia; Cricetidae. The record is from RefSeq and is a predicted model, not a curated record.
CCAAGGGUGAUGUUGGUAAAAGGAUGUUUUCAAACUUUGCUCCGAAUAAUUCCCGGAUACAUCCUGACAAUAAGGCUGCUUGCUUUUGUUUUGUUUUGUUUUUUUUAACUUUUCUGAGUGAGGUUAGGUUUUUGGGGGUGAAAGGGAGAAUUUGUGGGGCCCAGGAGUGAAGGCUUGAAACUAGGAUUUUGCUUUGCUUUGAUUUUGGGGUGACCAGGACUUUGAGUGUUCUGUGAAUGGGAAGGUUCCACCAAACUUAUUUGGAGGAGGCAGAGCCUGAGCCAUCAUCCCUCGCCUCCUAGACACCUCGGGUGGGGUGAUAGGAGUGUUCCUAUACUACACCAGUUUAAAAAGUGGUCCUCUGGGAAUGGAGAGCUCUUGUGUGUUCCUUCUCUCUAUUGUUGAAGCUGUAUAUUUGCUCUAGGGAAGGAUCUAUAAGGGUCCCCCAAACUAGGUUCCCUGCCUCCUCCCUCCAGGGCCCCAUCCACCUCAGGCCUGUGCCUGUAUGCUCUCAUGCGGUCUCCAUUUCUCCCUCCUGUCUCUGGGGCUCACCACACAGCGCUGUCUCUAGGCCUGGGGAACCUGCCCCAGUUUCCACGCCUGCUGUCCUGGCCAGAUGAUGAACCAGUCUCAGAGAAUGGCACCUGUGGGCUCUGACAAAGAGCUGAGUGAUCUUCUGGACUUCAGCAUGAUGUUCCCGCUCCCGGUGGCCAACGGGAAGGGCCGGCCUGCCUCCUUGGCUGGAACCCAGUUUGCAGGCUCAGGACUCGAGGACCGAACCAGCUCAGGCUCCUGGGGCAACAGUGAUCAGAACAGCUCUUCCUUCGACCCCAGCAGGACGUACAGCGAAGGUGCCCACUUUAGUGAGUCCCACAACAGCCUACCUUCUUCCACGUUCUUAGGACCUGGGCUUGGAGGCAAAGGCAGCGAACGGAGUGCUUAUGCCACCUUUGGGAGAGACACCAGUGUUAGUGCACUGAGUCAGGCUGGCUUCCUACCGGGUGAGCUGGGCCUUAGCAGCCCUGGGCCACUAUCCCCAUCGGGUGUCAAGAGCAGCUCCCAGUAUUACCCCUCAUACCCCAGCAACCCUCGGCGGAGAGCUGCAGACAGUGGCCUGGAUACACAGCCCAAGAAGGUCCGGAAGGUUCCACCUGGUCUGCCCUCCUCCGUGUAUCCACCCAGCUCAGGUGACAGCUACAGCAGGGAUGCCGUAGCCUACCCCUCUGCCAAGACCCCCAGCAGCACCUAUCCCUCCCCAUUCUACGUGGCAGAUGGCAGCCUGCACCCCUCGGCGGAGCUUUGGAGUACCCCCAGCCAGGCGGGCUUUGGGCCCAUGUUAGCUGAUGGCUCGUCCCCUCUGCCCCUUGCACCAGGCAGCAAUUCCGUGGGCACUGGUGCCUUCGGGGGUCUCCAGCAGCAGGAACGCAUGAGCUACCAGCUGCAUGGGUCUGAGGUCAACGGCACACUUGCCGCUGUGUCCAGCUUCUCAUCUGCCCCUGGCACUUACGGUGGGACUUCGGGCCACACACCACCUGUGAGCGGGGCCGAAAACCUCAUGGGCACCCGAGGGACUGCAGCCAGCAGCUCAGGGGAUGCACUUGGGAAGGCACUGGCCUCGAUCUACUCCCCGGACCACUCCAGCAAUAAUUUCUCACCUAGCCCCUCAACGCCUGUGGGUUCACCCCAGGGCCUGCCAGGGACGUCACAGUGGCCCCGAGCAGGAGCGCCCAGUGCCUUAUCUCCCGGCUACGAUGGGGGUCUCCAUGGCCUGAGCAAGAUGGAGGAUCGCUUGGAUGAGGCCAUACAUGUCCUUCGAAGCCACGCUGUGGGCCCUGCUAGUGAUCUCCAUGGACUUCUGCCUGGCCAUGGGGCGUUGACCACAAGCUUCCCCGGCCCCAUGCCACUUGGCGGACGGCAUGCGGGCCUGGUUGGUGGAGGUCACCCUGAGGAUGGCCUCACCAGUGGUGCCAGUCUUUUGCAUAACCAUGCCAGCCUCCCCAGCCAACCCAGCUCUCUCCCCGACCUCUCGCAGAGGCCACCUGACUCUUAUGGCGGACUCGGAAGGGCAGGUGCCACAGUGGGCGCAAGUGAAAUCAAGCGGGAAGAGAAAGAUGAUGAGGAGAACUCGUCGGUGGCCGACGCCGAGGAGGAGAAGAAGGACCUGAAGGCCCCACGCACGCGCACCAGCCCAGACGAGGACGAGGACGACCUUCUCCCCCCAGAGCAGAAGGCCGAGCGGGAGAAGGAGCGUCGGGUGGCCAAUAAUGCCCGUGAGCGUCUGCGGGUCCGCGACAUCAAUGAGGCCUUUAAGGAGCUGGGCCGCAUGUGCCAGCUGCACCUCAGCAGUGAGAAGCCGCAGACCAAACUGCUCAUCCUGCACCAGGCCGUGGCCGUCAUCCUCAGCCUGGAGCAGCAGGUGCGAGAGCGCAACCUGAACCCCAAAGCGGCCUGCUUGAAGCGGCGGGAGGAAGAAAAGGUGUCUGGCGUGGUCGGGGAUCCCCAGCUGGCGCUGUCGGCUGCUCACCCUGGCCUGGGUGAAGCUCACAACCCGCCGGGGCACCUGUGAGGUGUCACAUGGGUCUCCGUGGGACCAUGGACCACCGCACUCUUCCCGGGGCGUACCCAGGACGACUCUGGAGGAGGCAGGUCUCCAGCAAGGCGUAGCAGAGGGCUUGGGCUCCAGAGACACUGUGGGGCCUCAGGGGGCCACAGGGCUCCAUGACAGUCCUGUGACCUGACCCCAGUGACCAAGCUGAAGGAGCUUCCCCCUCGAUUAACCGAAACUGGAAACGAAAGCCGCAUGCUCACUUUUCAGAAAAGAAAAAAAAAAAAGAUGCCUUAACUGUGGAAGACGGAAGAAUCGGAUGCACCCUGGCAGGGUGACCGGGGCUGGCUUCUGGUUCAGAGCCACCAGCACAUCGUGCCUAAGCGUAUUUUUUUUUUUUUUUAAGGAGAAUAAAAGAACAUUAGUUAUCAGAUUUUUUUCUAAUGUAGACAAAACUUAGCAAGAACGAGGCCUUCCGUGUCUUAUUUUUUUUUAAGCUUUCUUUUGCGUAUGUUUUGUAAGCAACAAAUUUUUGUAUAAAAGUCUCCAGUCUGUUGCUGUUUCUAGAA